Molecule: messenger RNA, 1574 nt
Organism: Lotus japonicus
Lineage: Eukaryota; Viridiplantae; Streptophyta; Magnoliopsida; Fabales; Fabaceae
Exons: 2
Coding region: 874-1269 (131 amino acids)
Source: RefSeq, a predicted model, not a curated record
UUUGAUUCUCUCUCCAUGCGAUCUAUUUAAUCAUGGCCCUUCCUUUGUGAGACUUUUUUCAUCUUUAUUCCACUCAAGCUGCUCUAAUUUUCUGAUAUACAGAACGUCGUGAUAGAGUGUGUUCACCAUGGUUUGAUUUCGUGGGUAUAUGUCACCCCUGCAGCCCCUGUCCCUGUAGCGUGUUUCUGGAUGAGGCAAAGAGUGUGUCCAUAGCCAUCGUCAUUCUUGCAGAUAGCCUGUGUCCUGCAGUAGUUGUUUGGGUUAGGUGUAGUUGUAGAAGGAAGGAUCAUUGUAAGUUUGGUUGAAGUAGGAAGUCGAAAUUUUAGGUUUUCCUGUUGAACACGAUUUAGGGAAAAUUUCGUCACCCUGACCUAAGUUUCUUCAAGUCAUUGUCAGAUAGGUUGUAAUUUGAAGGAGGAGAAUAGAACUGUUGAUGAAGGAUUUUGAUAUGUGCAGAAUGUGCUGUCUGAAGGAGGAUGGUAGAUGUGUAUCAGAAGCCAUGUCAGGUCAGUAACAGAGGUUUGGUAUGCAUAGCUGUGAAGCAGGUUUACUGCUGAAACUCAAUUCAAUUUAAUGUAAUUUAAUUUAUUUUUUGAAAUGCUCAAAUGUUUCUCACUUGCACUUGUCUAUAAAUACUGCUCUCUUCUGUUCUUCUUGGUGUUCUUGCUCAAUGCAAUUUUCUUUUGCUUAUCUCCCCUUUCGUAUAGAGAAUUGUUGAUUGUUGUUACUUAUGGCUUUUACUGCUGGUCUUUUCCAUCCCCUUUGUAGCUUAUGCCCAAGCAAAGAUGUUUCCUGUUGUUGAUCCUGGCAAACCAUAUGCUAUUAAUCUUGUCUUGAUCGUUCAUAGGUUAUUUCUUUUCUUGAAGAAGUGCUAUGUGCUUGCUUCCAGAUGGUGAGGGAGAACAUGCUGCCCAUGUUGCUGGAUAUGGAAAAAGUAUCAAUGAAGGUGCUCUUACAAAUUUGGUGAAAAGAAAAUUGAAAGUGUCUGGUAGUGAGUUUUAUGAAGAUGCAGAUAGCAAGCUAAGAAAGGUUGAAACAAAGGUGGUGGAGAAGGUAGAAAUCACUGGUCAUGACUUUGCCAAUGCUGAUGAUGGACUGUUAGGUGAAAUUAAUCGCUUGAAGGAAAUUAAGAUAGCUGAUGGGGGGUCUGACUGUGAGGGUCGUUUUGUACCAGUUGCUGAGUUCAAGGUCCAGGAAAAACAUGAAAUUUCAACCUGCUGGCUUCUAGAGGUUCAUUACUGGAUGUUGGAUAUUGCUUACUCUGAAUGAAGAAUUCAAUGUACAUGGGUGUUAUGUGUUAGCAUUAUGUAUGUCCCUUUUUUGUAAAUCUAUGGGGCCAUUGAACUAAGUAUUGUAUUUAAUUAAGUGUGAUGCUACAUGUCCUAUGUUAGAACUGCAUGUAGUUUGGUGAACGUGAUAUGUAUUUGCUAUUUUGUAACCUCUUGAGAACUGUGAUGUGCAGAAUUGUAGUUUAAGUAACCCUAUUAUCAAUAUAAGUUUGUGUUUGUAUUCAUUGUGAAUGCUUCAUUUGUCCUUUUCCAACAAUAUGCUUAUAAGAAUGAAUAAAGUAUAUU